GUCGAGGACGUCCUCCGGGGAGCAUCGAGAGAGGAAGAGUACGAGGAGCGGCGGCGAUGGCGAUGUGAUUACAAUCGGAGCGGGACCACCCGGGCGACACUAACCGAGGCCGAGCGAGGAGCAGGAGGCGCCGGCGGCGGCUUGUGUACUGCCCUGGAUCUCUCACUCGGGCUGCGGCUGGCGGCGAUGAGUGCGGGGCCCGGAUCGGCCUGUGGCUGCCGCCGGCUCUGCUGACGGAGCGGGGCGGGCUUGUUGUUUUUGUUUUUUAAAACCGUUCCAUCGAUCAUUUAGUUUAUUUAUCGCCUCGCACUCAUCUCCCCCCCCCCCCUCCACCUACCCCACCACAGGAGAGGCCGGUGUGAGCCCAGGCCCUUCCUCACCCCCACCAUCCCGGCCUCGACCCAAGAUGAUGUGCGAGGUGAUGCCGACCAUCAGCGAGGACACGCUGAGCCCGCGGGGCUCGCAGUACGGCGCCGACACCGAGGCCAACUUCGAGCAGCUGAUGGUGAACAUGCUGGACGAGCGCGACAAGUUGCUGGAGAGCCUUCGGGAGGCGCAGGAGUCGCUGGCCCUGUGUCAGGCCAAGAUGCAGGAGGCUUUCCACGAGAGGGACUCGCUGCAGAGGCAGCUCAACACCGCCUUACCUCAGGAGUUUGCAGCACUUACAAAAGAGUUAAAUGUAUGCAGGGAGCAUUUACUGGAACGGGAAGAAGAAAUUUCAGAACUGAAAGCAGAACGAAAUAACACCCGGCUACUUUUAGAACACCUUGAAUGUCUCGUUUCCAGGCACGAACGGUCACUCAGAAUGACUGUAGUGAAGAGACAAGCUCAAUCGCCAGCAGGUGUAUCUAGUGAAGUGGAAGUUCUUAAAGCACUCAAAUCAUUAUUUGAACACCACAAAGCUUUAGAUGAAAAGGUACGGGAGCGGUUAAGAGUAGCACUAGAAAGAGUCAGUGCUUUAGAAGAAGAAAUUGUAAUUAGAGAGAAAGAGAUCUCCUUAUUUAAAGAGCAAAACACCCAUCCUCCGAAGAAAGGUGUCACAGAUAUAUCGGAUGACAAUCGUGGCGGUGAUAAUUUACCUAGCACAAAUGGCGUGAGAUUUUCUAAUAGUUCUAUAAGCCAUGAUGAAGAUUUGAUUAAAGUAAUAGAGCUUCAGGAAACAAUAGAUAAACAAAGCAAGGAGAAUGGGCAGAUGAAGGAUCGACUGGCUACUCUCUCUAGUAGAGUGUCAGAACUUGAAGAAGAUCUGGAUACAGCCCGUAAAGACUUAAUUAAGUCUGAGGAAAUGAACACUAAGCUUCAGAGAGACUUGCGUGAGGCUAUGGCUCAGAAAGAAGACAUGGAAGAAAGGAUAACAACGCUUGAAAAACGCUACCUCAAUGCACAACGAGAAUCUACAUCUGUACAUGAUCUUAAUGAUAAACUUGAAAAUGAACUUGCCAAUAAAGAUGCCAUGUACAUACAGAGCGAAGAGAAGAACCGUCAAUUACAAGAACGGCUGGAACUAGCUGAGCAAAAACUACAGCAGACUCUCAGAAAGGCAGAAACACUACCAGAAGUAGAAGCAGAGUUGGCACAAAGAGUAGCAGCACUCACAAAGUCUGAUCCUUCCUUUUCUUCUGAAGAGUCUACCCUCAUGGAAGCUAAACUGAUGGAACUGAGCUCCAUGCUUAGGAAGGCUGAAGAAAGGCAUGGAAACAUUGAAGAAAGGUUACGGCAGUUGGAGGCACAGCUUGAAGAAAAGAAUCAAGAAUUGCAACGAGCUCGACAGAGAGAAAAGAUGAACGAAGAACACAAUAAGCGCUUAUCAGACACAGUAGAUAAACUGCUGUCAGAGUCCAAUGAAAGACUUCAGCUACAUCUAAAGGAAAGGAUGGCUGCAUUAGAGGAAAAGAAUUCCCUUAUUCGAGAGCUUGAAAAUACAAAGCAACUGAUUGAAGAAACACAUCAAGAGAAGAAUCAAUUGUUGGUUGAAAUUGAAACCUCACGGGCUGAAACUGAUCAGUGGAGAGUGAAAGCAGCUUCUUUUGCUGACCCUCUGCAUCACAGGCCUCAUUUAAGUAGCAGCUCGGAUUAUAGGUAUCCAUUACCAACAGCGUCAGAGGAAGACACCCAUCCAGACCCAUAUAGCAGCGCCUCAGUAUUACGUAGAACUCAGAAGGGCCGCUUGGCAGCUUUACGAGAUGAACCUUCAAAGGUUCAGACUUUGAAUGAACAAGAAUGGGAGCGUGCACAACAAGCCAGUGUCUUGGCAAAUGUGGCCCAGGCUUUUGAGAGUGAUGCUGAAGUGUCAGAUGCGGAAGAUGAUAGAGAGACUAUAUUCAGCUCUGUCGAUUUACUCUCACCAAGUGGUCAAGCUGAUGCCCAAACUUUGGCUAUGAUGCUUCAAGAACAGUUGGAUGCCAUCAAUAAUGAAAUAAGGCUCAUCCAAGAAGAAAAAGAGUCCACACAGCAGAGAGCAGAAGAAAUCGAGAGCCGAGUGGGUAGUGGUAGCCUUGAUGGUCUGAAUCUUUGCCGGUACCGAGGAGGUACACUCCCUGCCUCAUUCACUGGUUCAUCACUUGCCAGUUCUUCGCCACCCGGCAGUGGACACUCCACGCCAAGACGAACGCCUCGAAAUGCUGCUCAUGAGCUUGACAGGCUUGGUGUCAUGACCCUGCCUAGUGAUUUAAGGAAGCACCGUAGGAAGAUAGCAAAAGAGGAUGCUCGAGAAGAUAAAACGACAAUAAGAUGUGAAACAUCACCACCUUCCACUCCAAGGUCCAUCAGAUUAGACCGGGUUAACCAAGGUGCCUGUCCCACUGCCAGCCAGGAGGAUAUACGGGAUAUAAGAAGUUCAACUGGGUCUCAGGAUGGUCAAACCAGCAACCCCAGUAGCAGCAACAGCAGCCAAGAUUCUCUUCACAAAGCUCCCAAAAAGAAAAGUAUAAAGUCUUCUAUUGGGCGACUCUUUGGUAAGAAAGAAAAGGGUCGGCUUGGACAGUCCGGCAAAGAUCCCACAGGGCAAGCUGGCAUACCAGAUAUGGAAACCAGUCCUCAGGAUACUUUGGGACUCAGUAAACUUGGUCAAGCAGAAAAAGAUAGGAAAUUGAAAAAGAAGACAGAAUUAUUGGAAGAAGCACGAAGGCAAGGGUUACCAUUUGCGCUGUGGGAUGGCCCCACUGUGGUCGUAUGGUUAGAGCUUUGGGUUGGCAUGCCUGCUUGGUAUGUAGCAGCAUGUAGAGCCAAUGUUAAAAGUGGUGCUAUCAUGUCAGCCUUAUCAGAUACAGAAAUACAGCGAGAGAUUGGCAUUAGUAAUCCACUUCACAGGUUAAAAUUACGUCUCGCCAUCCAAGAAAUGGUAUCACUAACCAGUCCAUCAGCACCUCCAACUUCACGAACGUCCACUGGAAAUGUCUGGUUAACACAUGAAGAAAUGGAAACUCUUGCUGCCACACCACAGACGGAUGAUGAAGAGGGAAGCUGGGCCCAGACUUUAGCAUAUGGAGACAUGAAUCACGAAUGGAUCGGCAAUGAGUGGCUUCCCAGCUUAGGUCUGCCUCAGUACCGCAGCUACUUUAUGGAGUGCCUCGUUGAUGCUCGAAUGCUGGACCACUUGACGAAAAAAGAUCUCCGGGGGCAGCUUAAAAUGGUCGAUAGCUUUCACAGAAAAAGCCUACAUUGUGGAAUAAUGGCUUUAAAAAGACUGAAUUAUGACCGCAAGGAGCUGGAAAGAAGACGUGAAGAAGGUCAACAUGAAAUCAGAGAUGUUAUGGUGUGGACUAAUGAGCGAGUGAUACAUUGGGUGCAGUCAAUUGGACUUAAGGAAUAUGCAAAUAAUCUUUUAGAAAUUGGAGUUCAUGGUGGACUUAUUGCACUAGAUGAACUUUUCGAUUACAAUGCACUGGCUCUUUUGUUACAGAUACCAACACAGAAUACACAGGCCCGUCAGUCACUGGAGAGAGAAUUUAACAACCUCUUGGCUGUAGGAACGGACAGGAGACUAGAUGAUGAUGAUGAAAAAGGUUUCAGGCGAGCUCCUUCCUGGAGAAAGAAGUUCCGACCAAAGGAUGUAAGGGGUAUGACACCUGGAUCAGCAGAGACACUGCCUGCUAAUUUUAGAGUUACCUCAACAAUAUCUUCGCCCUCCAUGCAGCCAAAGAAGAUGCAAACAGAUGGCAAUGUUUCUGGAGAGCAAAGAAUGGAUUCUGCCACUGUACGAACCUAUUCAUGUUAAUUUUGGCUCACUUACACUAUUUCAACAGAUGACUGUACAGCAUUCAAAGCCUUCAUACAUGAAGUGUACAUCACGUGAAUUGGUGCAAAACCCAGGAUAUCUGUGAUGUAGCAAUAUUUCUAACUUGGACUUAAUAUUUUGCUACAGAAAUUUUAAUUAGUUGAACCACAAGUCAUGAGUACCUUAGAUAUAAAAUUUUAGAAUAAAUGUUUCUUAUAUUUAUGUAAACCUGUUUCGAUAUUGAUUUAUUGUAGAUCUAGCUUUAAUUGUGUACACCUGCUAAAAACACAUUUUAUAAUGUACAAUUCUUUCUUACAUCAAUUUUCUUUACUCUUAAUCAUGUUAUUUUUCAAGGAAAUGUACCAUAUGUCUGUACGUAUUCAUCCCUAUGAAAGCCAUGGGGGUUUUGUAAAUCGUUAUGUAAUUACUUACAGAUAUUCAGAUUUUUUUUAUAAAGUUGAGGACAAAAAAAAGGUUAUAAUGGCAUUUUCAUGCUGUUUUCCCAAGAGAAACUGCAUGCUGACAGCACUAAGUUUGUUGAUGUUGUAGUUAGUUUAAAGUCUGUAAUUAAAUCUUUUUAAACCACCUGUUCUAAUUUUUAAAACUGUAAAUGCUUAUCCUUUUUGCAGUAUGGUUAAUAAUGCUUAGAUGGAUAUAAGAGAGAAAGCCAUAUAUAUAGGAAUAUUAAGGAUAAGGUGGAACUAAAUGCAAGUAAAGACCUGUCAUAGCUCCAUGAUAUUUCCUCCCUUUGCUCUUAGGAAAAGGCUGGUAUAACUUUUCAAUGGACCAAUAUCACUGACUGGUGUCAACUGGGAUGAAAAGGGAGGGCAGGUCUAUUCAAUUUAAAGUAUAAGAAGUGGGGUACUUUUUAAAAUGAAAUGAAAGCCUUAUUUAUUUUUCAUGAAGUAUGGUUCACUGUUUUUGCAACCCUUUCCUAAUCUAGAUACUGUGCAUUUUACUUUAUAAAAGAUGACCCAUCAAUAGUAGACCGAGAAAAUGUUGUCUUGGCUUUAUCAAUGAGACUGUUCAGUAUUUUUGAAAAAUCCAUCAACAUCUCAGCUCCAGUUUUGUUGGUAUCAUGGUGAGCUAUGUAUUGUGUACCAACACGUUGUAACUCUGUUCUAAAGCUACUCGGAAUGGUCAAUUUUUGAUGUACGUUGGCCUGAAUCAUGUACUGUUAUUUGUCCAAUAUUCUGUUGCUGUCUGAGAUUUUUCCUCUGCCGCCUUGUAACAAAUUAUGUACAGUCUAUACAGUACGUUGAACUAUUUUUAUCACAGUAUUUAUUGCUUUCUUUCAAUAAAAUUCUUAAACUUUUA
This is a messenger RNA of Pristis pectinata (smalltooth sawfish), 5533 nucleotides long. Its product is annotated as liprin-alpha-1-like. Bases 407 to 4216 code for a protein of 1269 amino acids. Gene Ontology annotation, biological process: synapse organization. Lineage: Eukaryota; Metazoa; Chordata; Chondrichthyes; Rhinopristiformes; Pristidae. The transcript is spliced from 31 exons. The record is from RefSeq and is a predicted model, not a curated record. Gene Ontology annotation, cellular component: presynaptic active zone. Gene Ontology annotation, molecular function: protein binding.